AUGUUUAUUGUCGUGUAUUUUUGUCUCAUCUUCACAGCUUGGAUUUCCACAGAUGGCAACAUGUGUGCACCUUUACUAUAUUUCUCUGGCACACAGUCAGGGAACAUCUUGAAUAGGUUUGGUCAAGAUAUUCAGCUUGUCGAUAAGCAACUAGCAGCUGCGACUCAAGGCUUCAUUACUCAAAUCUGCAAGCUGAUUAUGCAGACAACGAUCCUCCUAGUCGUUCAAUAUCGGCUUGCUUUGACCUUGCCAUUCUGUGCCAUUAUUGUGUACAUUGUCCAGAAAGUGUAUUUGCGCACAUCUCGACAGCUGCGAUAUCUUGAACUAGAGUCAAGAUCAGCGGUUUAUUCGAGUUUCCUCGAGACGGCUCAAGGCAUUGCGACAAUCAGAGCUUUUGGCUGGCAGAAAGAGAUCGCCGAUGACAAUACCAAGCACCUAGACGAUUCACAGCGGCCAUUCUACUUACUCUUCUGCCUUCAGAGGUGGCUCAACGUUGUCCUUGAUCUGUUGAUUGCGAUGCUUGCUAUUGGCACCAUCGCGCUUGCCGUUGCUCUCAGGGGCUCAACCACAGGUGGCCAAGUAGGAGUCGCACUGAACUUGAUUAUCGUUGCCAACACGACUCUCUUGAGCCUUGUGACAUGGUUCACAAAUAUUGAAAUAGGACUUGGUGCUAUUGCGCGUCUAAAGGAGGUCGAAAAUGACACGCCGAAGGAAUCUUUGAACGAUUCUGCUGGAACACAGGUAACCGUUCCAACCGCAUGGCCAUCGUCUGGUAAUGUUUAUUUCAAUCGCGUGAAAGCAUCGUACAAUGGUAAAUCUUCUUUGCUUUUGACUCUCCUCCGCUUGCUAGAGGUCGAAUCUGGCUCUAUCACGGUGGAUGGUGUAGACAUCAGCGCCGUUUCCCAUGCAGCGGUUCGCCGACGAGCAUUUAUCACCGUCUCGCAAGAUGCGUUCCUUCUUCCUGAUGCAUCACUCCGCUUCAACCUCGACCCGUAUCUUGAAGCCUCGGAGAGCCUGCUCGUUGAUCUAUUGAAACGCACUGCGCUUUGGUCACACUUUGCUCAUGCAGAGCCUUCUAUUCUUGGCGGCGCUGAUGAUGACACUGACGAAAGUGUUCGGGAACGGAUUUCGGAGCUGCUCGAGCAACCACUUGUGGCGUUGCCAUCGCUAUCUGUUGGACAGUCACAGCUUUUGUCUCUAACACGAGCCCUAGUGCAGAUCAAGAUUGCUUCGGAGCUUCCUGGGAGCUCCGCAGCGUACUCGGAUACGCCAAGGGGCAAGCCAAUUGUGCUUCUCGAUGAGGUGACAGCAUCGCUUGACCCCGUAACCGAGUCAAACAUGUACGACAUCAUUGAAGAGGAAAUCAUCAAUCACGGCCACACUGUAAUCAUGGUCACGCAUAAGCUCGGCGCAUUCGCCAAGAGGAUGCGGCCUGAGAAGGAUAUUGUUGUUUGGAUGAAAGAUGGCAAGGUUGAGAAAAUAGGGGGUGCGGAGGAUAUCUAG
Phaeoacremonium minimum UCRPA7 is the source of this 1503-nucleotide messenger RNA. RefSeq names its product putative atp-binding cassette protein. Gene Ontology annotation, molecular function: ABC-type transporter activity; ATP binding; ATP hydrolysis activity. The transcript is spliced from 6 exons. Gene Ontology annotation, biological process: transmembrane transport. Gene Ontology annotation, cellular component: membrane. The coding region runs from base 1 to 1503 and encodes 500 amino acids. Lineage: Eukaryota; Fungi; Ascomycota; Sordariomycetes; Togniniales; Togniniaceae. The record is from RefSeq and is a predicted model, not a curated record.